UGAAAUCCUUACCGGAAACCCUUGCCCUGAUACGGCUAACCAAACUAGCUUAACCUCACCGCUUUUAGCUAUCCAUGACAGCGGCUCAGGGGUGUCGUUGUUGUUGUUUUUAUUAUCUAAAUCGGUAACUUAGUCACGUUUUAGCCGCCGAAGAGACUCCUUUGCUUUAAAUUUCCUCCAGGAUGAUUCCUACGGAGGAUGCGUCCGCCAGGAAGCGGGAGAUCGAGGAGAAACUGAAGCAGGAGCAGGAGACGCUGUCGUUCAUCCGGGAGAACCUGGAAAAGAGCGAUCAGCUGACCAAAAACAUGGUCUCCAUCCUGUCUUCGUUCGAGAGCCGCCUGAUGCAGCUGGAGAACUCCAUCAUCCCGGUUCACAAGCAGACGGAAAACCUGCAACGGCUGCAGGAGAACGUGGACAAAACUCUGUCUUGCAUGGAUCACGUCAUCAGCUACUACCAUGUGGCCAAAGACACGGACAGGAUCAUCAGAGAGGGACCUACGGGCAGACUGGACGAGUAUCUUGCUUGCAUUGCAAGAAUUCAGAAAGCUGUCGAAUACUUUCAAGACAACAACCCAGACAGCCCUGAGCUCAACACAGUGAAAGCACGCUUUGAAAAGGGGAAGGAGCUGCUGGAGGGCGAAUUCCGCAGCCUCCUGACCCGCUACAGCAAACCUGUUCCCCCCAUCCUCAUCCUGGACGCCAUCAGCGUGGAUGAGGAGCUGGAGGUCCAGGAGGAUGUGAUGCUGGAACACCUGCCCGAGGCCGUGCUCCAGGACAUCAUCUGCAUCGCCGGCUGGCUGGUGGAAUACGGACGUAAUCAGGACUUCAUGAACGUCUACUUCCAGAUCCGCUCCAACCAGCUCGAUCGCUCCAUCAAAGGCCUCAAAGAGCAUUUCCGCAAGAACAGCGCCUCCUCCGGUGUCCUCUACUCGCCUGCCGUGCAAACCAAGCGCAAGGACACGCCAACUAAAAAGGCCCCGAAGAGACCAGGGACCAUUCGCAAGGCUCAGAACCUUCUGAAACAGUACUCACAGCAUGGGCUGGAUGGGAAAAAGGGGGGUUCUAACCUCACUCCUUUGGAAGGUUACGAUCACGACCUGCGGGUCAAACACCUCUCUGACGCCUUGACCGAGAAGCACGGGGCCGCCACAGGAAAGGAUGAUGUCCUGGAUAUCGAGAUCGACUCUUACAUCCACUGCAUCAGUGCCUUCGUCAAGCUGGCUCAGAGCGAGUAUCUGCUUCUGGCGGAGAUCAUCCCCGAGCACCACCAGAAGAAGACCUUCGACUCCCUCAUUCAGGAGGCGCUGGACAACCUGAUGCUGGAGGGAGAAAACAUUGUGGCUGCAGCUCGCCGGGCCAUAAUGCGACACGACUACUCAGCUGUCCUCACCAUCUUCCCCAUCCUCAGACACCUGAAGAUGAACAAGUCUGAGUUUGAUACCACGCUGCAGGGCACGGCGGCGAGCACCAAGAACAAGCUGCCCACCCUCAUCACCUCCAUGGAGACGAUCGGAGCCAAAGCUCUGGAGGAGUUUGCAGACAGCAUCAAGAAUGAUCCUGAUAAGGAGUACAACAUGCCCAAGGACGGGACGGUCCAUGAACUGACCAGCAAUGCCAUCCUGUUCCUGCAGCAGCUGCUGGACUUCCACGAGACAGCUGGAGCCAUGCUGGCCUCACAAGUACUGGGGGACACUUACAAUAUACCUUUAGACCCCCGAGAGACGAGUUCGGCCACCAGCUACACCUCCGACUUCAACAAAAGGCUCCUCAGUAGUUACAUAUGUAAGGUUUUGGGGAACUUGCAGCUAAACCUGCUCAGUAAAUCCAAAGUGUACGAGGAUUCGGCUCUGAGUGCCAUCUUCCUGCACAACAACUACAACUACAUCCUCAAGUCGCUGGAAAAGUCUGAGCUGAUCCAGCUGGUGACGGUGACUCAGAAGCGAGCGGAGACGUCCUACAAAGAGCUCAUGACUCAGCAGAUCGAAACAUACCAGCGCAGCUGGCUGAAAGUCACCGAGCACCUGACAGAAAGGAACAUGCCCGUCAUACAGCCCGGCACCAAGCUGAAAGAUAAAGAGCGACAAGUGGUUAAAGACAAAUUCAAGGGCUUCAAUGAUGGUUUGGAGGAGCUGUGUAAGAUCCAGAAGGGUUGGGCCAUCCCGGACAAAGAGCAGAGAGACCUCAUCCGGCACAAUCAGAAGAAGGUGGUGUCUGAUGCCUACAGAGCCUUCCUGCAGAGAUGUGCCAACAUUUCCUUCACCAAGAACCCCGAGAAGUAUCACAAGUAUCGACCGGAGGAGGUGGAGGAGAUGAUCGAAAAGCUGUUUGACACAUCCGCCUGAGGAGUCUCCUCUUCCCCACCCCAAAGAAACACGGGCUGCUACGCCUGAACCCCCCCGCCCGCGCUGCUCUCAGCCUUGUAGUGUCUAAACAAUGUUUUGUACAAAGACGUGAACUUACGUAUUUAUGUAAUUUAGCCACUCCAGCUCAACAUUUCAGACAAAUAAAAAGGGAACUCUGACCGAA
Messenger RNA from Haplochromis burtoni (Burton's mouthbrooder), 2526 nucleotides. RefSeq names its product exocyst complex component 7 (gene exoc7). The transcript has 21 exons. The record is from RefSeq and is a predicted model, not a curated record. Gene Ontology annotation, biological process: exocytosis. Gene Ontology annotation, cellular component: exocyst. Lineage: Eukaryota; Metazoa; Chordata; Actinopteri; Cichliformes; Cichlidae. Gene Ontology annotation, molecular function: phosphatidylinositol-4,5-bisphosphate binding. Bases 183 to 2342 code for a protein of 719 amino acids.